AUGUUGGUGCUUGAUAAAGAAAAAUGUUAUAAAUGUAUUACAUCCAAUGCAUACAGCCAUACAGACUCGGAAUUUCUGAAAUCAGAAAAUAAUCAGAACAGAGAUGCUGGAUCAACUGCUUCCACUGCCAUCCUUGUUGGUGAUCGUUUGCUGGUUGCAAAUGUUGGGGAUUCCAGAGCUGUUAUUUGCAGGGGAGGCAAUGCAAUUGCUGUUUCUCGAGAUCACAAGCCUGACCAAACUGAUGAGCGACAACGGAUUGAAGAAGCUGGAGGAUUUGUUAUGUGGGCUGGAACUUGGAGAGUUGGUGGUGUACUUGCUGUUUCGCGUGCAUUUGGUGAUAGGCUUUUGAAGCAGUAUGUUGUUGCUGAUCCAGAAAUUCAGGAGGAAAAAGUUGACAGCUCCCUCGAGUUCCUUAUCCUUGCAAGUGAUGAUGGACUAUGGGAUGUCGUCACAAAUGAGGAUGCUGUUGCAGUGGUAAAACCAAUUGAAGACACAGAGGAAGCAGCAAGGAGGCUGAUGCAGGAAGCCUAUCAGAGAGGCAGUGCAGAUAACAUUACUAUUGUUGUCGUCCGUUUCUUGGUAAACCAAGGGGAGUCUGCUAAUAAUGGCUCCGGUUAAGGAUCUUCUUUGCCGGCACCGAGGGGCUUGGUUCUCCACCUGAUGCAAAGUCAAACGACGGUGUAUUGCCGGAGACCAGCAAUUGUUUUUGGAAAUAUUCAACAGGAAAAAAACCAUGUUUCUUGUUUUUGAGUAUUUGGACUGUGAUCUGUUUGAUUACAUGAAGACCAACACGUUCGACGCUAAGAAUCUGCAAAGAAUAAAAAAAUUUCUGCUUCAGAUUUCUCUGGUGUUGCAUAUUGUCAUUCACAGAAAAUUAUCCACCGAGAUCUGAAGCCUGCGAAUUUGCUGGUAGAUACCGGUAAAAAAAUCGUGAAAAUUGCAGACUUCGGAUUGGCCAGGGCAAUUGGUGUUCCCUCUAAUACAUACACUAACGAGGUAUCAGUUUUACUUU
Molecule: messenger RNA, 1012 nt
Organism: Cornus florida
Lineage: Eukaryota; Viridiplantae; Streptophyta; Magnoliopsida; Cornales; Cornaceae
Product: probable protein phosphatase 2C 59
Exons: 8
Coding region: 1-618 (205 amino acids)
Biological process (GO): protein dephosphorylation
Cellular component (GO): cytosol; nucleus
Molecular function (GO): protein serine/threonine phosphatase activity
Source: RefSeq, a predicted model, not a curated record